GUCACCGCGCCCUGACGUCAGGCCAACGUGCAGCGCGGUCACCCGGGAGACCGGGGAAGCCGUUUCGCACCCUGCGGGGUCCCCGGCUAGACUGUUUUUCUGCAGUGCUCUCAGUGCAUUUGCGGGGGAUUAUGGAUCGCCACAUUCCCACGCAUGCAUUACCUGAAGAAAUCCAAAAGAUGUCUCCUGAAGAAACAGUUUGUAAAUACUGUGGCGUCAGCUAUCUAAUUCUUCAUGAAUUUAAGGCCAUGGAAGAAAAACUGAAAGCAAUGGAAGAAGAGGUGAAAUUUUAUCAGGGAAGUGUAGAUCGAGAAAAGAGACUUCAAGAAAAGCUGCAGUCUCUUAGCCAGGAGUUUGAACAGUACAAAACUGACAGCGAGUCCAAGAAUAAAAGAGUUCAAGAUUCAAGCAUGCAGUUAAAAAUGCAGCAAAAUGAAUUUCAGAAAGUACAGAGAGAAUUAGGACAUCUACAACAUGAGUUAAAAAUUAAACAAAAACAAUCCCAAGUCUUCAGUCAAAGAUUGUCAGAAUACAAAUACUUCUGGAAUAAGACUCUCUUAUUACUUAAUUUUACUAAAAGGGAACUAACCAGUAUUAAAUAUGAAAUAUAUGAUAAUUUUCAAAACUGGACUUCACUGAAAGGAGAAGUUUCUCUACAAGUUAAAUCUAUAAGUGAUACAGCCUCGGCAGAGAUACAAAUGUUAAAUAAAAGUCUGACAGUGACCCAGAGAAAUAAGGUAUGCCUGGAAGAGGAAAUGAAAAAUCUCAAAUUGUUGUCGGAUGCAGCCAUACUGAAGUCUCAGCAGAUGCAGGCCUCCAAACAACACGAAGUGAACCUGCAAGCCAGAUGUUACGAGCUGCAGAAGGGAGCUCUAGAUUUACAGUGUCAAGUAGAGGCACUUGCGUUGAGACUUCAGAAGACAGCGAUGGAGCUGGACAACUGUAAAGAGAUGCUCAUGAAAAAAUCUAAUGAUGCUGAUAACUCUCAAAGAGAACUUAGAAAACUGAAGUUUGAGUCCGUUAUUUCAGAGUCAAGGCACAAAAGGCUACUUAAAGAAAAGGAAGACUCUUUAACUACUUGUCAACAACUUUACAAAACUUUACAGGAAGAGCUGACUACAAAAGAAAGACAAGAAGAAGAUAUAAAAAGAAGAAUCAACCACACAGAAAAUGAACUAGAGCUGACCAAAGCUCUCCUGCACCAGACACAGGAGGAAAUUGUAACAAUGAAAAAUGAAAGGGAGUUGAUGCUGGUUUCUCAUCAGAAAACCGUCGAGCAGUUGCAGGAAACCCUGAGGCAGAAGCUGUUGAGCGAGGAUAGCUGGAGGGAGGAGAUUGAAGCUGAGUUGGCCAAGGAAAGAGCCCAGCACCUCAUUGAGUUCCAGGAGCAAGCUCUUCUCUUUAAGGAAGAAGCUAAACUGGAACUUGACAUUGAAAAAGAAAAACACCAGGAAUUAAUUCGGAAGUAUCAGCAAGAACAAGAGGGCUUGCGGAUGAAGAUAGCUGACUUAAUCGCAGAUGCUACAAAAGACCUGAGGCUGGAAGUGGCCUCUCUGCAAGAAAAACUCCGCGAAUCCCAUUUUCAAUACACUGAAGAGUCUGAGUCAAAGAAAAAAGAAAUCGAAGACCUGAAAAAUCUGGUUGCAGAAUUUGAGUGUCGCUUGGAGAAGGAAACUGGCCGCGGUGAUUCAGUUUCCGAAGACUUGAAGAAGGAAAUGAAACAGAAGUCGGACGAACUGGAAAGAGUCAUGCUGGCCCAAACACAGCUGCUGCAGCAGUUUAGCCAGUCACAGGAAGAGAACACUUUCCUCCAGGAAACAGUGCGUAGAGAGUGUGAAGAACGCUUUGAACUGACAGAGGCUUUGAGUCAAGCCAGAGAACAGCUCCGGGAGCUCAGGAGGAGCGGAGGAAGCUUGCCCUGUUCCCUUAACAAGGGCGCCCUAACCUACCCUGCCUCGGCAGUCAGUAAUCACCAGGAGCAAAGCAGCGUGAGACAGAACUGUGGACGAGGCACCAACGUGCCCAGCCUGCGUGGACUGCCGAAACCCACGACUUCCCCAACCCCAGAUAAGCUCAAGAAGGUUGGCAGCUCCGGACUUCCCUCCCUUCCCCGGCCUCAUCCUCUCGGCCGAGCAUCUUCUGUAACUGAGGCCAGACAGAGGUUGACAGCCAUCCUUCGCAGGAGGCUGAGUCAGCAGUGAGGAACUGCUUCGGGGCUGUUCCACCCACUGUGCACACACCCUUCACAGCAUAGCAGAGACUCUCUGUGAUGGGGUGCCAGGAAACGAACGCAUCUGUAGAUACAUUUAACAAGGGUAAAAGGCUAGGAGUGUGGAGCCACGUUUUUCAAAGAGCCUUGGAAAUGGUAACAGAUAAUGAAAUUGGUACUCCAGAGAGCUGAUCUCUGCGUUCAUGUAUGUGUUUUAUGUCUAGAGACCACAGGUAAAGGCUUCUCCUCCUAGAGUUUUUUCCU
Acomys russatus (golden spiny mouse) is the source of this 2473-nucleotide messenger RNA. RefSeq names its product leucine, glutamate and lysine rich 1 (gene Lekr1). The record is from RefSeq and is a predicted model, not a curated record. Lineage: Eukaryota; Metazoa; Chordata; Mammalia; Rodentia; Muridae. The transcript has 13 exons. Bases 132 to 2201 code for a protein of 689 amino acids.